GUUGAUUAAAGAUUGAAAUAUUUAUGGAUUUCUUUAAGGCUCUUGAUCGAGGUGCUGCAUUAUUGAAAGUAGAUAAGGUGGCUACAGGACAUAAUGCAGAUGACAUUGCCGAAACAGUUCUCUUAAACAUAUUGCGUGGGGAUAUCGCUAGACUGAGUAGAUGCACAUCAAUAACUACUGGUGAAGAUGGACCAAUCCCACGAUGCAAACCUUUUAAGUACACUUACGAAAAGGAGAUUGUGAUGUAUGCUUAUUUCAAGAGGCUUGACUACUUCUCCACAGAAUGCAUAUACUCUCCAAAUGCAUAUCGUGGAUUUGCCCGUGAGUUCAUCAAAGAUUUGGAAAGAAUAAGACCAAGGGCUAUACUUGAUAUCAUCAAAUCAGGCGAGAAUUUCAGAAUUUCUACAUAUACAAAGAUGCCAGAGCAGGGAACCUGUGAACGAUGUGGCUACAUUUCUAGCCAGAAGUGGUGUAAAGCCUGUGUUUUAUUGGAGGGACUAAACCGGGGUUUGCCAAGGAUGGGCAUUGGGCGUACUCGAGGCGUCAAUGAUGAGCAGAAGGAUAUGAAACAGAGUAGUAUAAAAAGUAUUGAGAGCAAACAAUGUGGAAGUUUGGACUUCUAGUGUUGAAUGAGUGCAGUUAUACUUUGCUUGCCGGAAAUGAUGGGGCAAAAAUAUGCUCGGUUUGGAUUGAGGGCUGAAAUUAAAUUUCAUUUUCAUAUUUGCCACUGAAUAUUUUUUGACACCAUAGGGGGAUUACAGCAUUCUAUUGCUCCCACAAAGAAGAGGAAAGACUAAGGAAGAGUAGUAGAGGCACCAUAUAAUUUGGUGCCUUGUUGUAAUGCUUAUCGUUCUUGCUCGAAAUUUUCCGAGAUCUGUUUUUAGCAAAUUUGUACUCUGAGUUUUAUCUUAUAACUGCUUUUAGAA
Carica papaya (papaya) is the source of this 926-nucleotide messenger RNA. Lineage: Eukaryota; Viridiplantae; Streptophyta; Magnoliopsida; Brassicales; Caricaceae. The record is from RefSeq and is a predicted model, not a curated record.